Molecule: messenger RNA, 378 nt
Organism: Aspergillus pseudonomiae
Lineage: Eukaryota; Fungi; Ascomycota; Eurotiomycetes; Eurotiales; Aspergillaceae
Exons: 1
Coding region: 167-325 (52 amino acids)
Source: RefSeq, a predicted model, not a curated record
GAAGCUUGGAAGCAACGGUGUGCAGCGUCACUAUCGACAUUUAUAUUUUUAUCAGUUUGGCUUGGGUGACUUUUCCCACACGUGCACCGAAGAGAAAGGCAAUAGGCUUCUUACAUAAUACUGUCAAACCGAUCGAGCCUCCUCUCAGCAUUCAGUAGCUAGCGAGAUGUCUGGUGUGGAUGAGCUCGUGGAUAUGGCGGCUCUCUACUUCUCGGCCGUCAAACCACUCGUGCAGCUCUAUACUAGCUGGGCUCUGGACGAUCUUGCCGCAGAGACCAAGGAUCCACAGAGUAGCGAGCUUUUAAGCAAAAUGGAAGAGGAAUGACCAAUACGUGCCCUUUAUCGGUUCCAGCUCUGUUGUAACUUGUCCGGGGUGGG